UUUCGUGUUUAAAGUUGCACAAAAUCGAGUCCAAGUACUUGCAAUGAAAAUGUAAAUGAAAAUGUUUCAAUCCCAUUGGUCCAUGUGUGCCACGUGGGGUGGGAUUUAUAACAAGAGAGGAAGUGGGUCGGCUGCACUUGAAAUUCUGCAACUCUUAUUAGUUUGUGUUUAGCACGUUGAGUAACUUACAGGAAAAGGAAGAAGUUGACAGAGUGACACCAUGGCGACAGAGGGGGAUCCAACAGAUGCGGUCAAAGUGCUCCACCUCCUGGUGCUCUCCUUCUCCUGGGGCAUGCAGCUGUGGGUCACCUUUAUUGCAGGGUUUGCACUGGUAUGGCAGGUGACUCGUCACACCUUUGGUCUGGUGCAGAGUAAGCUCUUCCCCGUUUACUUCUACUGUCUGCUGGGCAGCAGCUUUGUCAGCCUGGCUGUGUACGCAGUGUACCACCCCAGAGAGCUGCUGGACUGGCAUGAGAGCGUGCAGAUGCUGCUGUACUUUGUGACGCUGGUCAUGGCCGGUCUGAAUGCCCAGUGGUUUGGCCCAGGGGUCACUGAGGUGAUGUUCCAGAUGAGGGAGGUGGAGAAGGAGCAUGGCCUGGGGAACCAGAUAGGCCUGGGCAGCGAGAAGGAGAAGUACGCCAAGCUAAAAGAGCAGGACCCCAAGUAUAGAGCCUACAGGAGCAGGUUUGGGCGCUACCAUGGGCUGUCCAGCUUCUGCAACCUGACAGGGUUCAUCUGCACCACUGUUAAUCUAAUCUACACAGCUCUGCACCUAUCCACCAUCUAAACAGGAGCAGGCUUCAGGAGAACUGCUCACAUCACAGUAUUUCAGAUGAUAGUGAACAAAUGAUGCCUAAAUCCAGAAGCAUGGUGUGUAUGGACGCCAAUCAUGUGAAUUUAAUUAUACUGAAUUCUGCAUCUCUUUCAUAAGAAGAGGUGGAGCUGCAGCUGUCUGUAACUGUCUCUCUAAACAAUGUCUUUUUUUAUAAUUGUUUUUAAUAUUUGGCCUUAUUGCCCCUGAUCCCUGGAAAGAAUACAUUUCUGAUGAAACACAGUGCGUCACCUGCCCUCAGGAACCGUGUGGACAGUUCACGUGCAGCUCCAACAGGGGGCGAUGUGUGGACACAGGUGCCUUCAGGAAAGGUGUGUAGAUCCACUGGUGAGCAGAGUAACAGAUGGCUUUUCACCUGUAAAAUAUUUCUGGACAUCAUCUAGAAAAUGCAUUUUAAAUUGUCAGUAGUGUUGAAUCGACCCUGGCAGAUGAACCUGCACGCCGUUUCCUCCCAACAUCUCCCACCUGUUGAUACAGUGUGAGUUUUAAAAAGCUUGGCUCAAAAUAAAUUUCACUGACUGAAGCUGUUGAAUAUACAGCUGCUGCCUGCCACGGAUGGUAAGUCAUAAGCUGCUUGUUGUGUGAUGUACUCGGCGCCGUUAUUCGUCUGUGGAGUAAAAGUGGGACUGCUGUGCUUCAGCAGCCUGUGCCAUCCUUUGUGCAUCGUCAGCUUUGCAGCAAACGGUCGAUACUGAAUGAAUGUGCAGUUUUAGCAAAAACCUAACUGAUGUAGUUUUAAAUGGCUGAUACUUGCAUGCAUCAGGUUUUUUUUUUUUUUUUGCUGCUUAUUUGAGACAGGACACGUUAAUUGAUUGUGUUGUUAACUAAGCCCUAAAAAGUGUUAAAUUCCAUUUCUGCAGGAACCCCCUCCCUUGUAGUACCAGGAAGGAGCCUGACUCAUAAUCCUCCUAGAUUUACUGAGAUUAGUCAACGCAGACCUUACAGACAGGCCCUGAAUACGGAACAGGCGGGUUUUAAUUUAAUUGCAGUGACGCACAGGCGAGUGUGAGAGGAGCAGCCCUGGAUGCAGAGAACCGUGCACUGCUGGCCAGACACAGGAUGAGCAAGGUGCUUUCCCUGUUCAGCAUCAGCAUUAAUGGAGUAUAAUAGAGCAUCUCAGUUGGAAGUAAAGGGAUGAGGCUUUGUCAAAUGCAGUUCACACUGGAUCUUUGUUAGAUGUUGCCUCCACAGCUGUGAUCAGGUUUUUCCCCCACCUAAUAAACACCAUGUUAUAAACGGACAGAAUCACUGUCAAGUUUUAUG
Molecule: messenger RNA, 2095 nt
Organism: Monopterus albus (swamp eel)
Lineage: Eukaryota; Metazoa; Chordata; Actinopteri; Synbranchiformes; Synbranchidae
Gene: tmem205
Product: transmembrane protein 205
Exons: 4
Coding region: 221-787 (188 amino acids)
Source: RefSeq, a predicted model, not a curated record